ACAGUUUUGGCACCUCCCAGAAGCAAGAGCUACAGAGAGAGAAGUGGGAGAGGAACAACGUGCCCAGCAGAAGCCUCUCUCGGCGUUCCAUCAGCAGGGAGAGGUGGGUGGAGACACUGGUGGUGGCCGACACGAAGAUGGUCGAGUAUCACGGCAGUGAGAACGUGGAGUCCUACAUCCUCACCAUCAUGAACAUGGUCACUGGGUUGUUCCAUAACCCAAGUAUUGGCAACGCAAUUCACAUUGUCGUGGUUCGGCUCAUUCUCCUUGAAGAAGAAGAGCAAGGAUUGAAAAUAGUUCACCAUGCAGAGAAGACACUGUCGAGCUUCUGCAAGUGGCAGAAGAGCAUCAAUCCCAAGAGUGACCUCAACCCUAUCCAUCAUGAUGUGGCCGUCCUUCUCACCAGAAAAGACAUCUGUGCUGGCGUCAAUCGCCCCUGCGAGACCCUGGGUCUGUCUCACCUGUCGGGAAUGUGCCAGCCUCACCGGAGCUGUAACAUCAAUGAAGACUCUGGGCUCCCUCUGGCUUUCACAAUCGCCCAUGAGCUUGGACACAGCUUUGGCAUCCAGCAUGACGGGAAAGAAAAUGACUGUGAACCUGUGGGCAGGCAUCCCUACAUCAUGUCCCACCAGCUCCAGUACGACCCCACCCCGCUGACAUGGUCCAAGUGCAGCAAGGAGUAUAUCACCCGCUUCUUGGACCGAGGCUGGGGGUUCUGUCUUGAUGACACACCUAAAAAGAAAGGCUUGAAGUCCAAGGUGAUUGCCCCUGGAGUGAUCUAUGAUGUUCACCACCAAUGCCAACUACAGUAUGGCCCCAAUGCUACCUUCUGCCAAGAAGUAGAAAAUGUUUGCCAGACCCUGUGGUGCUCAGUGAAAGGCUUUUGUCGCUCUAAGCUGGACGCUGCUGCAGAUGGGACACAAUGUGGUGAGAAGAAGUGGUGCAUGGCUGGCAAGUGCAUCACAGUGGGCAAGAAACCAGAGAGCAUCCCUGGAGGCUGGGGCCGCUGGUCACCCUGGUCCCAUUGUUCCAGGACCUGUGGGGCCGGAGCCCAGAGUGCAGAGAGGCUCUGCAACAACCCUGAACCAAAGUUUGGAGGUAAAUACUGCACUGGAGAAAGAAAACGCUAUCGCUUGUGUAACGUCCACCCCUGUCGCCCAGAUGCACCAACAUUUCGGCAGAUGCAGUGCAGUGAAUUUGACACUGUUCCCUACAAGAAUGAAUUCUACCACUGGUUUCCAGUUUUUAAUCCAGCACAUCCUUGUGAGCUGUACUGCCGACCCAUAGACGGCCAGUUUUCUGAGAAAAUGCUGGAUGCUGUCAUUGAUGGUACCCCUUGCUUCGAAGGAGGAAACAGCAGAAAUGUCUGUAUUAAUGGCAUAUGUAAGAUGGUCGGCUGUGACUAUGAGAUUGAUUCCAACGCCACAGAGGACCGCUGUGGCGUGUGCCUUGGAGACGGCUCUGCCUGCCAGACAGUGAGGAAGAUGUUUAAACAGAAAGAAGGAUCUG
Molecule: messenger RNA, 1509 nt
Organism: Galeopterus variegatus (Sunda flying lemur)
Lineage: Eukaryota; Metazoa; Chordata; Mammalia; Dermoptera; Cynocephalidae
Product: A disintegrin and metalloproteinase with thrombospondin motifs 12
Exons: 11
Biological process (GO): proteolysis; extracellular matrix organization
Cellular component (GO): extracellular matrix
Molecular function (GO): metalloendopeptidase activity
Source: RefSeq, a predicted model, not a curated record